AUGUCUUCCUCGAUAAAUUCAGUCAAGUACGAGACUUCUAGAGACAGUUCUCCAGUCAGUAAUAUUCAAAUAGCAGGGGAUGGAGAUGAGUUCGUGAUCUUGGGGAACAAAAGAUACUACCGACACGAGCUCAUGAGAGCUUUCGGCGGGAACCUAAUGCCUGACAGAUAUGCCACUUAUCCAAAACAUCAGUUUGGAAAUGCUGCUGCUUUGGGGCUUGCUUCUUUUGCAUUGACAACCUUCGUAUUGGGACUUUACCUCGCAGGUGCCCAGGGCAUCACUAAACCCAACGUGGUGGUGGGGUUGUGCUUCUUCUAUGGAGGUUUUGUUGAAGCUUUUGCUGGAAUUUGGGAGCUUAUAAUUGGUAACUGUUUUGCAGGAACCGUCUUGGUCAGUUUUGGAAUGGGCUUCUGGCUUAGUUUUGGAGCCAUAAACGUCGAGGCCUUCGGUAUAGCUGCAGCUUAUGGCGACGACGUCGAACAACUCAAUGCUGGCAUUGGAAUUUAUUUAAUUGGAUGGGGAAUUUACUGUUUCAUGAUGCUUUUGUGUACACUUAAGUCCACAGUGGUGUUCAUGUCCUUGUUCUUGACGUUGGAUAUCGCUUUCUUCGUCUUGGCCGGUCACUAUUUCACCGGAAGUGCAAGCUGCUUGAAAGCAGGUGGUAUUCUUUGUGUUAUACUGGCCUGUUGUGGCUGGUACUGUGCAUUUGCUGGAGUGUCAAAUAAACAGAACUCCUACUUUAUCCCUAACGCAAUCCCACUUCCAUUGAUUGGUAAAAAGUGA
This is a messenger RNA of Candidozyma haemuli, 783 nucleotides long. RefSeq names its product acetate uptake transporter family protein. NCBI's taxonomy places the organism in Eukaryota, Fungi, Ascomycota, Pichiomycetes, Serinales, Metschnikowiaceae. The record is from RefSeq and is a predicted model, not a curated record. Gene Ontology annotation, molecular function: acetate transmembrane transporter activity. The transcript has a single exon. The coding region runs from base 1 to 783 and encodes 260 amino acids. Gene Ontology annotation, cellular component: plasma membrane.